AUGGUUAAUGUGUCAUUAACAACAGGUCAUUUCCCAAAUGCAUGGAAAGAAGCUCUUGUCAGUCCGCUGUUCCAGAAAGGAUGCGAAGAUAUGGAAUACAAGAACUUGAGACCUAUAAGUAAUCUGCAAUUUGUUUCCAAAAUUACCGAGAGAGCAGCGUCUGAUCAAAUCUAUAACCAUAUUGUGGCUAAUAAUGUGUUUCCCCCACUACAGUCUGCUUACAGGAAACACCAUAGCACAGAAACGGCGCUCCUUAAAGUUAUAAACGGUAUCCACGUUAACAUGAACAAUCAACAGGUAACGUUAUUAGUAUUUCUGGAUUUGAGCUCCGCAUUUGAUACUAUUGACCAUGAUAUUUUGAUUAAUCGUAUACAAACAAGUUUUGGUAUAACAGACACUGCUUUACUGUGGUUAAAAUCAUACCUAUCUGGCCGCUCUAUACGUGUCAUUAUUGAUGAAAGUACAUCGGAACUGUUCCACAGGGAUCAUGUCUGGGCCCAUUAUUGUUUACCGUUUAUGCUAGCAAACUCUUUGAAGUGGUAAAACAUCACCUACCAAAUGCGUAUGCUGAUGAUACCAAGCUUUAUCUAGCGUUCAAACCUGAAACCACACAAUGUCAAGAAGACGCGAUGGAAGCUAUGGAGAAAUGUAUCAAAGCCGUAAGAGCAUGGAUGGUAACUGAUAAAUUGAACGAAGGAAAAACAGAAUUCAUGAUUAUUGGGACUCGUCAACAGCUGAAGAAAGUCACAGUUGACCAGUUAUUGGUUGGCGACAUGCGUGUUACUCCUGUUAGCAAUGUGAAAGACCUUGGAGUAUGGUUGGAUUCUCAUCUCAAGUUUGAUGUACAUAUUACUAAAACGUGCAGGACCGCUUAUUAUUUUCUUCAUAACAUCAGAAGAAUAAGGAAAUAUUUAACACAUCAUACUGCUCAAAUCUUGGUGCAUGCUCUGGUGAUUGGACGGAUUGAUUAUUGCAAUUCUUUGUUCUAUGGUCUUCCAAAAACUCAGACCAAGAAAUUGCAAAGAGUACAGAACAUGGCCACUAGACUUAUUACUAAUUCUCCACGCUAUUGUCAUAUCACUCCUAUUCUGUAUCGACUCCACUGGCUGCCAAUAGAAUAUCGAAUUAAAUUUAAAAUACUGCUGAUAACAUUUAAGGCUAUCCAUGACUUGGCACCGGACUAUAUUAAGGAUCUUAUUAACAUGAAAAACGCGUCCGCCCACAACCUCAGAUCAGACUGUCGUUUCCUACUAGCUCCGCCAACAUUCAACUCAAAGAAGACAACUGGAGAUAGAACUUUUGUUGUGGCAGCACCAACCUUAUGGAACGAACUUCCAUCUGAUAUCACAAGGGAAAAUAACAUUAAUACUUAUAAGAACCGACUUAAAACUCAUUUGUUUACAGAAGCAUACGCUACUUUUUAAAUUGAACGAUUGUCUUUUUCUUGUUUACAUUUUUAAUAUUUACAUUUUUAAUAUUUUAGUAUAUUCCAUAUUUAUACAUUAUAGUGUACAUUUAUUAUAUUUUGAAAUUUGUAAAGCGCAUUAGAUCAUAUAUCAAUGUUAUUUUGUGCUAUAUAAAUAUUAAAAUUAUUAUAAAUUAUAAUUCUUCUCGUCUGGAAUUACAAAAGCGUUCAUUUUCUAGAGUUGGUACUUUAAUUUGGAAAAGCAUUGAUCUUAAUCUUCCCUCAUCUUGUAAACAGACUUUGAAAUCCAAUCUUCCCUCAUCUUGUAAACAGAUUUUUAAAUAUUUUAAAUCUAAAUCUUUUUAACCAUAUUUAAAAUUCAAAAUGACUAUGUUGAUGUGCCCAUGAUAAUUGAAAUGUUGCCUAAUGUAACCACAAUAUAAUCUUCAACUCUCUAAUUACUUUAAAAAAAAAUUGUGUCAUGUAUAAUAUUUUUCAUUUAAAAAUUAUAGCCAAUCGUAAUCUAAAAUCUUGUUCUGUAAAUAGUUUACCUUAUUCUCAAUAUAAAUCAGUUGUAUGAUAUUAUUUAAGUAGAUUCAAUUGCUUGCUAUUGCAGGAUUUGAAUGUUGUAUUGUCAUGUGUAUUAUUCAAAUAAAGUUGUAAUGUAUUGUAUUGUUUUUCCCAGUAAAAGACGUUAGUGAAGCCCGUGUUGUAAUAUGACAAUUGGGAAAAUAUUUCAACUGAAAGCAGUCAGCCACUCAUUCAUGGAGUUAUUGCCAUUGAAACAAUAUCUUGGCAAUUUUGAAGAACCAGGCAAGUAAAUUGUAAUCUGUAUUAAUUCUAAAUUAUAUGGACAUUAUCUUUCCUCCUCUUCAGAAAAAUAAAUCUUAUUUACUUUAACCUUGUUGUUCAAACUGUUGUUCAGAUUUGCUCAUUAAGUGUGAAUUGGUCAGGGGUAUAUGCUUGAUGCAAACAAGUUUCAUAUUUUAAGGCUUACAAAUUAUAGAAUACAAAAAAACGUAAAAUAAAUGCUAUGUGGAGAAGUGACUAUAUAUGUAUAUAUAUUAAUAUAUAUGUAUAUAUAUGUAUAUAUAUUAAUUUGUUAUUAAUUAUUAGGGAAACAAACAGACAGUUUGCAUAAAUUAGGCAAACAGACAUUUUAGCAUAAAUUAGGGGCGUAGCCAGCCUAGACCUAGGCCUUCUAGUCUUAUUUAUAUUUUUUAAUAUUCAGUGCUUUUUCACAUGAAAAGACUGGGACUAGGUGAUUUGGGGGCGGGGCGAAGGAAGCAAGCCUAGAAGGCCUAGUGGAUUUCCCAACAACAAGGCCAAAACUCCCCUGAAACUGCCCUGGUUGCGAAAUGCCCAAUUAUUGCGUUCUCGAACAGAAUUAUUUGCAACUUAACGGCGAAUUUAAACCGAUACAGGUAAAAUAAACUUAUUUAUAGUAUAAACUUACUAUUUUUAUUUGUAUACACGUCUAGAAAAUCGGGGGUUUUAUCAUAAAGUUUGAAGCAACACUGUCUAUUAUUUAAUAUGUUGACAAGGUGUAGCGAAAGAACAAAAUGAGUCAAAAUAUAUACCAAAAGUAGAAUCUUUCAUGAAAUUUUGUCUUAUACACAAGUACAUUAAUAUAUAUUUUCUCAAUUUUGGCAAGAAGCAGUCUUGUGUUUGUAAAAUAUACAAAAUAAAACGGAUACAUAUAUUAUUAGCCCGUACAGUACUGUAUAUAAAAACGUACAUUGUUUAUACAAAUGGUAUAUCUGUAAUAUUUGAACAAUAAUUUCAAAAUCCUCAUUCCCAAUUCGCAAAUAUAGUUAUUCAAAGCAAAACAGUAGAUUGUCUUGCGAAUAAAAGAAUUAUUAUUUUGUGCCGUUUCGCUACACCUUGUCAACAUAUAUAAAUAGUGUUGCUUCAAACUUUAUGAUAAAAAACCCGAUUUUCUAGACGUGUAUACAAAUAAAAAUAGUAAGUUUAUACUAUAAAUGAGUUUAUUUUACCUGUAUCGGUUUAAAUUCGCUGUUAAGUUGCAAAUAAUUCUGUUUGAGAACGCAACAAUUGGGCAUUUCGCAAUCAGGGCAGUUUCAGGGCAGUUUUGGCCUUGUUGUUGGGAAAUCCACUAGGCCUUCUACAUUUUCGCUUGCGUUAGGCUUGUGUCCUUCCUCCGCCCCGCCCCCAAAUUACCUAGUCCCAGUCUUUUCAUGUGAAAAAACGCUGAAUAUUAAAAAAAUAUAAAUAAAAAUAGAAGGCCUAGGUCUAGGCUGGGGCGUAGCCAGGACAGUGUUUUGGUGUAUUUCGAGCAUGGAGAUUGUAAAAUAAAGAGUUGAGUUUUAUAGCUGUUUUUCGUUGUUCUUUAAUCGAAAGUUUUAUAGUCUCGUGAACAUUUGGCAAUCCUGCCAGGACGUGUAUAGUGUACCGUUAUUCGAAUGUGAUCGAUACAAUAUGACAACUGAAAUAACCAGAGAAAAUAGUGAAAUUAUAAACGAACAAAACAGUGAAGCGUCGCUAGAAAAUAUACAGCCAACAACAACGCUACAGAUUGAAAGUUCUGAGCACGGUGAGGAAAUCGUUCUUUUAAAAAGGCAGAAACAUGCCUUUAAAGCCAAACUUACAAGGCUUAAACAUCAAAUCGAAAUUGAAAAGCUAUGUAUUACUGAUUCGGUCGAAGUAACUGAGGUUGAAUCGAAAGUAGAGCAACUAUGGGAAAAUUUAGAAGAAACACACGAAGUUAUAGACAAAAUAACUCAGUAUUAUAUAACUGUCGGUCAGCUUGAAAAACAGUUAGAAUCGAGUAAAGAAUCGGACGAUAUUGAAGCAGAAAUUUCUAAGGCAAUAGAAAAUGCACAAAGCUAA
This is a messenger RNA of Paramuricea clavata, 4255 nucleotides long. Lineage: Eukaryota; Metazoa; Cnidaria; Anthozoa; Malacalcyonacea; Plexauridae. The record is from the annotation of a GenBank genome assembly.